AUAAUUAAAAUGACUAGGAUAAGUAAGAUAGCCGUUCUCUCUCUCUCUUUUGAAGUUGUAAAUACAACCUCGAGUAACUUGUUUGAUGAAAUGGAAUGGACUAAAAAUAACUAAAACAACAAUGUCUGUCUUGCGAUUCUGAACGGAAACUCAGGGCAAGGGGGAAGGGUUAGCGCUCUCAAUUGGUUGGCCAGAAACCGUAACUUUUAAGUAAAAAAAAGAGUAAAGAAGAAGAGCAUUGCCUUUGGGAGUUGGGAAUGAGAGAGAGAGUGUUAACGGUCAUACUUGUUGUGUCAUGUCUUCUAAUGAGAGUGCCACGUCGAUGUCGGUCAACUGUAUGGGGUCUACUUAUUCUCCCAUCUUCGGUUCCGUACCUUUACUUAUUUUCGCACCUUUUCUUUUUUUCUUUUGGUUACGAUCUCUCUCUCAUGCCUCGAAAGAAAUAAGAAGAAAAAUAAACGAAAUCUAAUAAAUGAUGAUGUUGUUUGACUAGAAGAACUGGGUGCAAUUUACUAAAAAAACCCUUUUCUAAGUUUUCUUUUCCGGCCAUCAACUAAAAUAAUAUGGAAAUUGAAGGCAGAGAAAAUUGUCAGUAAACUAAUAAAAAAGGCAAGGACGUUGAUGAGAGAGACUGCGAGAGAGAGAGAGAGAGUGAGAGAGUGAGAUGGGUUUAAUAGAGAGAGUUCAUUAAAAUAAUACUAAAAGGUUUUGUUUAUUAGUUUGGGUCGUGCUUUAAAGAGGAGGAGCCGAAAAGCGGGAGAGAGUGAGGGAGAAAGAGAGAGAGAGAGUGUUGUUGUUUUCUUUUUUCCCUUUUUGUUUUGUUUUGGUAACCAAAGAAUCGCCGGAACAAAAAGAAGAAGAAGAAUGCGAAGAAGAAGAUGGACAACAACAAGAGCAUUGGCGUGAACGAGCAAGUUCUCGAGAAGCAAAUCGGCGGUUGCAUGGCCGGCUUCUUCAACAUCUUUGAUCGGCCUCAUCUCCUCUCUCCCAAGCGUCUCUCCUCCUCCUCCUCCUCCUCUUCCUCUCCGCCGAGCCCUGAAUCUUACUCCGCCUCCGAGAGGAGUUCCCCUCUUGUUGUUAAAUCGAGAUAUCAGAAGAACAAGAGUGUCUAUUCUACCCCUGACCUGCUCCUCUCUCCGUCGUCCCCUGAUUCCCCUCAUCUUCUCACCAGAUCCCCGCCGCUCCCUCCCCCCGAUCAAGUUCAUGGACGAUCUCCUUCUUCUNUGCCACGUCGAUGUCGGUCAACUGCAGAGAAAAUUGUCAGUAAACUAAUAAAAAAGGCAAGGACGUUGAUGAGAGAGACUGCGAGAGAGAGAGAGAGAGUGAGAGAGUGA
Camelina sativa (false flax) is the source of this 1334-nucleotide messenger RNA. The record is from RefSeq and is a predicted model, not a curated record. NCBI's taxonomy places the organism in Eukaryota, Viridiplantae, Streptophyta, Magnoliopsida, Brassicales, Brassicaceae.